AUGAUAAAAGAAGUCCCGAGAUAUCGCAGUGGGAUUUUUUGCAGAGAAAAUGCAGAGCUGAGGAUUAUGUCUGGGACUUCACUGAGUGGUAAUGGUAAAAUAGUGUUUUGUUCAGGGAAUUUUGCGUUAAUGACUGCUUUGAUCAGCGAGCUCACGUAUGCUGAGACUGCAUUUUAUGUAGGUAAAUAUUCAUUUGGAGCUUUAGCAAUAUCUCCAAUUUAUUUUUUCACAAACGAAAUCAUCACAACUCAAUUAAAAAACAUUGGAAUUAACAAUUUUUAUAUAUCUCAUACAAUUUCAGCAGGGCUUUGCAUGCCAUUAUUUGGAGCUUUUCAAUGUAUCUAUAAUAAUAAAAAUCCUUACUAUUUCAGUCUCAAUAAAAAUUUAUUUUAUAUUGAAAAAAUAAUUUUAUUUCUCUAUUAAUAUUGAUAAAAUUCAUUUAAAACUGCAUAAAAUCUAAUUAGACUAUAUUCGAAAGUUGAAUUUUGCAGAAUCUAAGAGUUUAUCUUACCGAUACAUAGGCACUUUAUGCUGCGGAGCUUUAAUUUUUGAUGCGAUUUUAUCUACAACCAAGCAUCUUGCGCUUGGGAAUAUAAGUUUUGACAAGAUUUCCUCAUUUUUUAGCAGAGCCAAAACAAAUUAA
Messenger RNA from Blepharisma stoltei, 643 nucleotides. The record is from the annotation of a GenBank genome assembly. Lineage: Eukaryota; Ciliophora; Heterotrichea; Heterotrichida; Blepharismidae.